CCAGGAUUUCUCUCUUCCUAUUUCAGAAGGACUCUCACAGGCUCCCUCAGUCUGUGUGAAGCUGAGGUUUCCUCCGGAUCCCGUAUAUCCCCAACACAAACCUCCACGCACACACAGCCCCAAGAACCCCGCGCUCACACCAACAUAUACACGCGCGCACACACUCGCGCUCGCCUGUCCACCUCCCUCCCGGGAGAGCCGGCGCGCGUUCCCACCUUCGCGGCGCACUCUAGCCAGCAGAGCUCGCAGCGCUCUGGGAUUCUGCGGCUCGGGACUCGGAUCGCAGCUCUGAACCCCCAUGGUCAUUUUUUAAACAUUUUUUCCUUCCCCUCUUCUUCAUUUUUUAUUGCACCGUUUUCGAUUUGAGGGGAUAGCGAAGCAAGGCGGCUGCUUCCCCAGCCAGCCCUGGUUGGCUUUCCAUCCUCCAUCUGGCUUAUAAAAGUUUGCUGAGUGCAGUCCAGAGGGCUGCGCUGCUGGUCCCCUCGGCUGGCGGAAGGGGGUGACUCUGGGCAGCGGCAAGGAGCGCGCCGCUGGCUCUGGCGGGCUUUCGGCUUGAGGGGCAAGGUGAAGAGCGCACGGGCCCUGGGGUUUACCGAGCUGGAUUUGCAUGUUGCACCAUGCCUUCUUGGAUCGGGGCUGUGAUUCUUCCCCUUUCGGGGCUGUUGCUGUCCCUCCCGGCCAGGGCGGAUGUGAAAGCUCGGAGCUGCGGCGAGGUCCGGCAGGCGUACGGUGCCAAGGGAUUCAGCCUGGCGGACAUCCCUUACCAGGAGAUCGCAGGGGAACACUUAAGAAUCUGUCCUCAGGAAUACACGUGCUGCACCACAGAAAUGGAAGACAAGCUGAGCCAGCAGAGCAAACUAGAAUUUGAGAACCUCGUGGAAGAGACCAGCCAUUUUGUGCGGACCACUUUUGUGUCGAGGCACAAGAAGUUUGAUGAAUUUUUCCGAGAACUUCUAGAAAAUGCAGAGAAGUCCCUCAAUGACAUGUUUGUCCGGACCUAUGGGAUGCUCUACAUGCAGAAUUCAGAAGUGUUCCAGGACCUCUUCACGGAGCUGAAGAGAUAUUACACUGGGGGCAACGUGAACCUCGAGGAGAUGCUGAAUGACUUCUGGGCUCGGCUCCUGGAACGAAUGUUCCAGCUGAUCAACCCUCAGUAUCACUUCAGUGAGGACUACCUGGAGUGCGUGAGCAAAUACACUGACCAGCUGAAGCCAUUUGGAGAUGUGCCCCGGAAGCUGAAGAUUCAGGUCACCCGUGCCUUCAUUGCUGCUCGCACCUUUGUCCAGGGGCUGACCGUGGGCAGAGAGGUUGCAAACCGGGUUUCCAAGGUCAGCCCCACCCCCGGGUGCAUCCGUGCUCUCAUGAAGAUGCUGUACUGCCCAUACUGUCGAGGCCUUCCGGCUGUGAGACCAUGCAACAACUACUGCCUCAAUGUCAUGAAAGGCUGCCUGGCGAAUCAGGCCGAUCUGGACACGGAGUGGAAUCUGUUUAUAGAUGCAAUGCUCUUGGUGGCAGAGCGACUGGAAGGGCCUUUCAACAUCGAGUCCGUCAUGGACCCCAUAGAUGUCAAGAUUUCUGAAGCCAUUAUGAACAUGCAGGAGAACAGCAUGCAGGUGUCUGCCAAGGUCUUUCAGGGAUGUGGCCAGCCUAAACCUGCUCCGGCUCUCAGAUCUGCCCGAUCGGCUCCUGAAAACUUUAAUACACGCUUUAGGCCCUACAAUCCCGAGGAAAGACCCACCACUGCUGCAGGCACAAGUUUGGACCGGCUGGUCACAGACAUAAAAGAGAAAUUGAAGCUCUCUAAAAAGGUCUGGUCGGCAUUACCCUACGCCAUCUGCAAGGACGAGCGCGUGACAGCGGGCACUUCCAACGAGGAGGAGUGCUGGAAUGGCCACAGCAAAGCCAGAUACUUGCCUGAGAUCAUGAAUGACGGGUUGACCAACCAGAUCAAUAACCCUGAGGUGGAUGUGGACAUCACACGGCCAGACACCUUCAUCAGACAGCAGAUCAUGGCUCUGCGUGUGAUGACCAACAAAUUGAAGAAUGCCUACAAUGGCAAUGACGUCAACUUCCAGGACACCAGUGAUGAAUCCAGCGGCUCAGGGAGUGGCAGUGGGUGCAUGGAUGAUGUGUGUCCUACAGAGUUUGAGUUUGUCACCACGGAGGCCCCUGCAGUUGACCCCGACAGGAGAGAAGAGGACUCUUCUGCUGCCGGGCUUGGCCACUCCCUGCUCUCAUGGUCCCUGGUCUGCAUGGUGUUGGCACUGCAGAGACUGUGCAGAUAAUCCUGGGUUUUGGUCAGACGAAACUGCAUUUUAGCUAUCUGAGUGGCCAACUCCCUUCCUUUCUUACACUCUUGGACAAUGGACUAUACCACAAAAACUUACCGUUUUCUAUGAGAAGAGAGCAGUACUGAGAUCUGCCUCCCUUUUUGUUUUCCCAAAGAGUACCGGGUGCCAGAUGAACCGCUUCCUCUUUUCAGCUAUCUGUGGGGACUUUGUUUAUUCCAGAGAGAAUUCUUACUCCAAUCUUUCGUACCAGGAGAUUUUCUUACCUUCAUUUGCUUUUAUGCUGCAGAAGUAAAGAAGUCUCACGUUGUGAGUUUUUUCUCCCCCCUCCCCAUUUAAAAAAUUAAAAGGUAGGAAGAAAAUAAUUUUCCUUUUAAAAUCAGGCCAAACCCCAAGACAACUGCAUUUUCAACAAAGAAGCAACAAAAGAGCAAAAUAAAGGAACUGCAAUGCUCUAGGUUCUGCAUUGACAGCCAACUCCCAGGGUAAGCUUUUCUGUGACAAUUCAGGUUUACAAAAUGCUUAUGGGAAGAAAGCUUGAAAUUGUUUUAAAAUGUAGUAAAAUUACACUGUUGUCUUGGAGGUGCCAUCUUGCACUCUAACCACAAAUACCAAAUUGAUUUGGAGGUACUGAUAAUCAAUUUAGAAUUCCAUCUUUAA
Urocitellus parryii (Arctic ground squirrel) is the source of this 2948-nucleotide messenger RNA. It is a transcript of the gene Gpc6, whose product is annotated as glypican 6. NCBI's taxonomy places the organism in Eukaryota, Metazoa, Chordata, Mammalia, Rodentia, Sciuridae. Gene Ontology annotation, biological process: cell migration; regulation of signal transduction; regulation of neurotransmitter receptor localization to postsynaptic specialization membrane. The record is from RefSeq and is a predicted model, not a curated record. Gene Ontology annotation, cellular component: synapse; extracellular region; plasma membrane.